AUGCCUCCGUUGCAGGAUAUUGAGGUGCUUCAGUGCAACCUGAAUCAUGCCGCGCGUGCGCAGGACUUAAUGAUUCAGCACAUGGCAGAAUGGGAGGUUGCGGCAUCGGUGGUGGCGGAGCCGUACUUUGUCCCCCAGCAGGCGAACUGGGUGGGCGACAGAUGUGGCUCGGUGGCCACGGUAGCCAUAGUGGCACCAAUGGGGGGAGGCCUGCCCCUCUCCAGAGUCUCAAGCGGCCCUGGUUAUGUGGUGGCUAAAUUGGGGGACAUCGUGUUAGUGGGCGUUUACUUCUCCCCCAAUAGGCCACUGCAUGAAUUCGAGGCCUAUCUGGAGAGGCUCGGGCGGGCGGUGGCUGGCGCGGCUCCCUCCCCCAUAAUGGUCCUGGGGGAUCUCAACGCCAAGUGCGCUGCCUGGGGCUCCCCUAGGACCAACCCCAGGGGGACCGUGCUCCUCGAGUGGUUGGUCGGGCUGGGGCUUGAAGUGGUCAACCGGGGCACAGCCAAUACGUGCGUGCGCCUGGCGGGGGGGUCUAUCAUCGACGUGACAUUGGCCUCCCCAGCGGCGGCAACACGCAUUGCGGACUGGCGGGUCCUGGAAGACACGGAGACCCUCUCUGACCACGUAUACAUCAGAAUGAGGGUCUCCAGAGCCCGGCAUGGCCAACAACCAGGUCCGGCGAGGGGCACGGGGAGAUCUCUGAGGUGGAGUCUGGCCACCCUGGAUCGGGAGGCGGCCAGAGAGGCGGCCAUGGUGGAAGCCAGAUGGGGGCGUCAAAUGCCAGAGGAAGCCAAUGUGGACAAUAUGGCCCUUGGCUUCCGUGCUUCCCUCACACGGGCAUGCGACGCCUCAAUGAGGAGAGCGGGGCCUCCGCGGAGGAGAAAGGCGACGUAUUGGUGGUGUCCGGAAGUGGCCGCUCUCCGGGCUACCAGUAAUGCCGCGAGACGGCAAUUUACACGCUGUCGAAGGAGGCGGCACACCCAGGAGGAGCUGGAUGCAUACCACCUGGCGCUGAAUGAGGCCAAGAAGGCCCUCAACCUUGCCAUCGCCAAGGCCGCCCCCAUGGAUGCCAUGGACAUGGGGACCCUCCGGGGUAUCUUAGAAGGCCUGUUCCCUCCAGCCCCAGAGUUCGCUCCUCCUGCAAUGGUGGUCCCCAGGGAGGAGGAGCCCCUGGAUCCUGAGGAGGUGCCCCUCGUAACCGAGGGCGAAAUGGCCCGUGUCGCCCAUAGGGGAUGGACAGUUUCCAAGGUGCUGGAAAGAGGGAAUAGUGUGCCUCCUCCGGAAGGAGGCCAGGCCGGCGGACUCCCCAUCCGGGUGGAGGCCAAUAGUCCUGUUGGACGAGGCGGGGAAGAUGCUGGAACGCAUAUUGGCGUCAAGAAUAAACCGACACUACAGGAGACGGGCCCCAAUCUCACUGGGCGCCAAUAUGGGUUCCGAAGCGGCAGGUCCACGAUGGACGCAUUGGGGGCACUUCGGGCCUUCCGUGAGAAUGCUCUAAAGAAAGGGGAGGGUACCAUUGCGGUGUCUCUGGACAUCGCCAACGCAUUCGGUACCCUCCCGUACUCGGUGAUACGGGAGGCCCUGAGGUACCACGAGGUGCCCCCAUACUUGAGGCGAGUUGUAGACCACUACCUGUCAGACAGGGUGGUGGUCUGCAACACGCCUGAUGGGAGGUUGGAAAGGCGGAUGGCCUGCGGUGUUCCCCAGGGGUCGGUGCUUGGACCCCUGUUGUGGAACAUCGGCUUCGACUGGGCCAUCCGAGCAGAACUGCUCCCCCGGAUGGCCCUCAUGUGUUACGCCGAUGACACGAUGGUGGCCAUUCGGGGUAAGGACCUGGAGGAGGCAAUGCGGAGGGCGGAAGUGGCGGCGGACCUCAUGAUUCUUAGGAUCCGCCUCCUAGGACUGAGGGUCUCCCUCGCAAAGACUGACGCGAUAGUCUUUGCGAGGAGAGGUUGGAGGGUGCCCACCGGUGCUUCCCUCAGAAUAGCUGGCGGGGAUGUUCAGGUGAGGCCCCAUAUAAAGUACCUCGGCCUCACGCUGGACAGGAGGUGGAACUUCGGGGAGCACUUCCGCCAAAUUGCUCCCCGGGUAGUGACGGCGGCGUCGGAGAUGGGCCGGCUGCUGCCCAACGUGGGAGGACCCUCGCACGUGUGCCGACGCCUCUACGCAGGAGUGGCGCGCUCAAUGGCUCUUUAUGGGGCCCCGAUCUGGGCCGAUAAACUAAACCAAGAGAACAAGGCCCUACUGCGAAGGCCCCAGAGAGUCAUUGCCAUACGAGUGUGCAGGGCGUAUGUGUCAGUGAGCUGGGCGGCAGCGUGCGUGUUGGCGGGCACCUCACCAUGGGAGCUGGAUGCUGAGGUGCUCGCUGACGCGCACAGACGGAGGGUCAGGAGCAGGGAGACAGGCGACUUUCCUGCUCCUGAAGAAGUCAGGGAGGCACGCAGAACGGCGCAGAGGAGGUUGCGUGGAAAGUGGAAGGUGGACCUGGAGAAUUCCCCCUAUGGAACCUACACCAUAGGGGCAGUUCUCCCGUCGCUAGACCGAUGGCUGGACCGGACGCACGGCAGGGUUGGAUACAGACUGGUGCAGGUACUGACCGGACACGGAUGCUUCGGUCACUACCUGCACAGGAUCGGUCGCGAGCCUACCCAAUCCUGCCAUCAAUGUGACGAGACGGACGACACCGCCCAGCACACCCUGCAGGUGUGCAGCCGCUGGGUGGUGGAGCGGAGCGCGCUGGUGGCAGCCAUCGGGACAAAUGAUCUCUCGCUGCACAGCGUCGUGGCGGCCAUGUUGGACAGCGAGAGAUCCUGGGAGGCGGUGACCUCCUUUUGUGACGCGGUUGUCUCGCAAAAGGAGGUCGAGGAGCGGGAGCGCGAGGAGGACCCAAACGCGCUCCCGAUCAGGCGAAGACGAAUGGGCAGGAGACUUAGGCGGUUCGCCAUUGCGAACCGCGCUAUACCUCAGUAG
Molecule: messenger RNA, 2967 nt
Organism: Cydia pomonella (codling moth)
Lineage: Eukaryota; Metazoa; Arthropoda; Insecta; Lepidoptera; Tortricidae
Exons: 3
Coding region: 1-2967 (988 amino acids)
Molecular function (GO): catalytic activity
Source: RefSeq, a predicted model, not a curated record